AUGGCAACCCUCAAUGCACAAGAAGGUCAAUCGGUGGUAAGACCUCCUUUCUUUGAUGGUAAUGACUUCUUAAAUUGGGCCAUUCACCCAACUAAGAUUGUAGAUGGAGUGCAUAUAGCUAAGCCUAAGGCUGAAUGGAGUGAGCAAGAGAAAAGAAGAGUGGCUUUAAAUGAUAAGGCUAUUCAUGUUCUAUUUUGUGCAUUAAGUAGAAGUGAAUAUAAUAAAGUGUGUAUGAAGUCUACUGCAAAAGAAAUUUGGGAUGCUUUAGUGGUUACUCCUGAGGAUACUAGUCAAGUAAAAGAGAAUAAGAUGGAUUCCCUUAUCUAUCAAUAUGAAUUGUUCAAGAUAAAGUCAGAUGAAACGAUAAGUGAAAUGUAUGAUAGAUUUAUGGAGAUUAUAGGAGGAAUUAAAUCUCUUGGGAAGACAUUCACAAAUGAGGAGCUAGUAAAGAAGAUUUUAAGAAGUCUUCCUAAGGAGUGGCUACCCAAAGUAACUUCACUCAAGGAUUCCAAGGACUUGAGCAAGGUACAACUUGAUGAGCCCUUAGGAAAUCUUAUUGACUAUGAGAUGACCCUCAAAAGAGAGCAAGUGGAGGACCCUAACAAAGCCAAAAAGACCAUUGCCUUCAGAAGAUGA
Messenger RNA from Hevea brasiliensis (rubber tree), 636 nucleotides. RefSeq lists its product as uncharacterized. The record is from RefSeq and is a predicted model, not a curated record. Lineage: Eukaryota; Viridiplantae; Streptophyta; Magnoliopsida; Malpighiales; Euphorbiaceae. The coding region runs from base 1 to 636 and encodes 211 amino acids. The transcript is spliced from 2 exons.